AUGAGCGCGGCGCUGCUCCGGAGUCGUCCGGACCCCCAUGCCCUGAAAAGAAUCGCCCUUUUAUCACGUCGGUAUCAGUCCUCGAAGUCUCCAGCAUCAGCAGGCCUCGCGGCAUCCCGAACCCGGUUACCCCAUCGCACUGCGACAGCUCAAUGCUUGGCGUCGCGUGCCUUUUUCAACUCCCAAUACUCCGUCCGGCAUAAUUCUACAACCCCUGAAGCCAGCGAACCUACGCGGAGAUCCUCCUUCCGCAAUGCCGUCUUCAAGUCCUUUGCCUAUUGCGGCUUCUUCAUUGUCAUGAGCGGUGCUGCCGUCGUGGCGUUCUUCAUCUACGAUGCAACCACUUACCGCGAAAACUCGAGUGCGGAGGACAUCCCCGUUUCGGAAUUGGCGCUGAAUCCCCGGCGCGGUGGACCUAAGAACCUCCCCAUUGCGGAGGUCUUGCUUGGAGACAGUGAUUCAGAGGCUAAGCUGGAGCAGAAGGACAAGCCCCGCCUGGUCAUCCUGGGUACGGGUUGGGGUAGCAUCGCGCUUCUGAAACAUCUCAACCCCGGCGACUACCAUGUCACGGUCGUGUCCCCUACCAACUACUUCCUGUUCACUCCGAUGCUGCCGUCUGCGACGGUGGGAACUUUGGGUUUGAGGUCGCUUGUCGAGCCUGUUCGUCGGAUCGUGCAGCGGGUGCAUGGCCAUUUCCUCAAGGGAGAGGCUCAGGACGUUGACUUUUCCGAGAAGUUGGUCGAGGUAUCUCAACUCGAUGCCAAUGGCCAGGAGCAGAGGUUCUAUCUGCCUUAUGAUAAGCUAGUCAUCGGUGUCGGUUGUGUAACCAACCCCCACGGCGUUAAGGGACUGGACAACUGCCACUUCCUGAAGUCGAUCGAUGAUGCCCGGAAGAUUAAGAAUAAGGUUUUGGAGAACAUGGAGCUUGCCUGCCUGCCUACGACCAGUGACGAGGAGCGUAAGCGACUUUUGUCCUUCGUUGUCUGCGGUGGCGGCCCGACUGGCGUUGAGUUCGCUGCGGAGCUGUUCGAUCUGCUCAACGAGGACCUUCUUUACUCCUUCCCUAAGAUCCUUCGGAAUGAGAUUUCCGUGCACAUCAUCCAGAGCCGUAGUCACAUUCUAAACACCUACGACGAAGCGCUCUCUCGCUAUGCUGAGUCCCGUUUCGCUCGCGACCACGUCGACGUCUUGACGAACGCCAGAGUGGCGGAGGUCCGCGACGACCGAGUCCUCUUCACGCAAGAGGAAGACGGUAAGCGCAUCCUGAAGGAGAUCCCCAUGGGCUUCUGCCUGUGGUCCACUGGUGUCGCCCGCGCCGAUCUCUGCAAGCGCCUCUCCGACAAGCUUGAAUCCCAAAACAACAAGCAUGCCCUCGAAACAGACUCCCACCUUCGUCUCAUCGGCGCGCCCCUCGGCGAUGUCUACGCAAUUGGCGACUGCUCUACCGUCCAGAACAAUCUCGCCGGCAACAUCAUGUCCUUCCUGCGCACCAUCGCCUGGGAGAAGGGCAAGGACCCCGAGAAGCUGCACCUGACCUUCCGCGAAUGGCGCGAAGUAGCAACCCGCAUCCGCAAGCGUUUCCCUCAAGCCUCGAACUACCUCCGCCGCCUUGACAAGCUCUUCGAGCAAUACGACAAGGACCAGUCCGGUACGCUUGAGUUUGGCGAACUCUCUGAGCUCCUGCAUCAAAUCGACACGAAGCUCACUUCCCUGCCUGCUACCGCGCAGCGCGCAAACCAGCAGGGCGAGUACCUGGGCCGUAAGCUGACCAAGAUUGCGGCAGCGCUGCCGGGUAUGCAGGCCAACCAGAUCGACUAUGGAGAUCUGGAUGAGGCGUGCUACAAGGCUUUCAAGUACAAGCACUUGGGAAGUUUGGCGUACAUCAGCAAUGCUGCUAUCUUUGACUUUGGCGGUUUGAACUUUAGCGGUGGUGUCCUGGCGAUGUACCUCUGGCGUAGUGUUUACUUUGCCGAGAGCGUUAGCUUCAGAACGAGGUGUAUGCUGGCCAUGGAUUGGGCCAAACGGUCGUUGUUUGGGAGAGUCGAAUAUUUCUUCCUCGUUUCUCUCUACUAUUGCAUAGUCCUCAAGCCUAUCUGGAUGUAG
This is a messenger RNA of Aspergillus niger, 2103 nucleotides long. RefSeq lists its product as uncharacterized. NCBI's taxonomy places the organism in Eukaryota, Fungi, Ascomycota, Eurotiomycetes, Eurotiales, Aspergillaceae. The record is from RefSeq and is a predicted model, not a curated record. Gene Ontology annotation, molecular function: NADH dehydrogenase activity; calcium ion binding. The transcript is spliced from 5 exons. The coding region runs from base 1 to 2103 and encodes 700 amino acids.